GCGCGUGCUCGUAUAUCUAACUGCGACCAGCUCGGAGCUAAGCCUCCACAAUUCCUGGUAGCUGUCACCCGGAAGACGCAAGAUUUGGAAAGCUGUGCAAAGCGCUACACCCUCUCCGUCGCUGAGGCGACUGCUCUUGAAUAAUGUCUGCCGUGAUCAAUCGAUAAGAUUUAUGUCAGCAGGCAAGGACUCCCUCGACUGCGCUGUUCUGGUCGACCACAAAGUACACCUGGAUUAACGGCGCGAACUCUUUCGUUAUUUGGACGCUUUGCAACAGAGGUGCGGGAUGGGAUAAAUCCAGUUGAGUUACACCAGGAUCCGAGAAUCUCUUCAGUCGAAUUCCGCAAAAGUGUCUGGAAGAGCGUUGCGAACAAAGCGCUUCUACCUGGAAAGGAGCUGCAGACAACAUUGGUAAGACGGCGACAUGUCUCGAUUAUGAAACGUGUUACUUCAGCACCGGAUUAUAGAACAGCUAUUGCAGGUGCCUCAGAUAUGACUGGCUGUAUAAACCAAAGGAAGUUGCAACGCUCACUGUGAUAGUGGAACUGCCUGCCUUUUACUGCUUGAGAUUCACAUGCUCAGACAGCAAUCUGUCAAUUGCUUUGAAGCACAGCUCUGACCACAAGGCUUUGCCGUGUGAACAACUACUAUCAAAAAAUGAUUCUUAGGACUGCCAACUGGUGUAUCUGCCUUCAGCUGGCACUUUUACGAGGCCUUGUGUCUGACCUUACUCCUCGACUGACUUUCUCCAUUCAUGAUCAAAGUCGUCUUGUGGUUCACUUCAGAGACUCAGAAUAUUAUAAUACAACUACAUUACUACUUAACAAUGAUCAAGAAAUUCUGUUUGUUGGGGCACGAGAUGCAAUACUUGUUGUGAAUAUCAGUCAGCCAGGGAUCAUGAAAUUAAGAAAUGUGAUCUCCUGGGAAGCUUCACCAACAAAAAAGCAAGAAUGUGUUAUGAAAGGAAAAAACAACAUGACAGACUGCUUUAAUUACAUUCGGGUUCUCCUGCCCUUAAAUGAGACAACUCUAUAUGUCUGCGGCACCUAUGCCUUUAGUCCCAUGUGUGCCUAUGUUGAUUCCAGAUUUCAUUCAAACAGCAUCGACAUGGCAACAGAUGAUGGUAAAGGUCGCUGCCCCUUUGAUCCAUACCAGAGACACACUGCUGUUAUUGUGGAUGGUGAGCUGUAUGCUGGCACUGUGUCCAACUUCCAGGGUAGUGAGCCCGCAAUCUCCCGCUAUCUAGGUGAACCAAACCGUAUGGGAAUGAAGGUGGAUAAUGCUCUUGGCUGGUUGCAAGAUCCUACAUUUAUCAACUCAGUUUUAAUCAGAGGAAGCCAUGGGGAAGACAGAGUGUAUUUCUUCUUCAGUGAACAAGGAAAAGAAUAUGACUUUGUUGAGAAAUACACAGUUUCACGUAUUGCACAAGUUUGCACGAGUGAUGUUGGAGGAGUGAGAGUUCUUCAGAAGCGCUGGACUACUUUUGUUAAAGCAGAGAUCUCAUGCGUUUCCCCUGGUGAGAUGCCAUUUAAUGUCAUUCAUGAUGUCUUCACACUUCAUGGGCCACAAGGGACUGCUGAUGAGACUCUUUUCUAUGGAGUCUUUAGCUCUCAAUGGUAUGGAGUUACAGGGCAGUCAGCAGUCUGUGCAUUCAACCUAAAACAAGUCAAAGAAGUAUUUAAUGGGAAUUAUAAGAAACUAGACAGAGACACUCAACGCUGGGUAUCAAAGCCUGAAAUACAUGUCAAACCUGGGACGUGUGGUGUAAAUAAUACAUUGGAUUCCGUACUCACUUUGGUGAAGGAGACAUUUUUAGCAGACGAGAGGAUUAAACCAGAAGGAAGUCGUCCAUUACUGGUUUCUCGGAAAGACCGAUAUAAAAAGAUUACAGUGCACAAAGUGCAAACUUACACUGUUCUCUUCCUUCUUACUGAAAAUGGAGCAUUGCACAAAGUUGUACUUUUGAAGAAUGAUGUUCACAUCAUUGAAGAGAUCCAAUUAUUUAGCAAGCCACAAGCUGUGGAAAACCUUAUUUUGUCUCCUAAAAAGAGAGCUGUCUUUGUGGGGUCCUCUGAAGGAAUUUUCCAGGUUCCAUUCUCAAACUGUGGUGUCUACCAAAGCUGCGGUGAUUGUAUUCUAGCUAGGGAUCCAUUCUGUGGUUGGGACAGCAGUCGUAAUAUAUGCACAGAGACAGAUUUGCAUGAAAAGAGACUUGUUCAAGAUAUUGAAAAUGGGAAUGCUUCCAAACACUGUAUCACACCGAUCAUUAAACCCAGAAUGAAACAUAUUUCUUCUCCAAAGAACAAAAAUAUGAUAGAUGAAACCAUUACUGUGACCAUGUACCAACCUGUGACACUCAGCUGUUCAGUUGCUUCUCAAAAAGCCUAUCUAAAAUGGGAGUUACCUUCAAAGAAAACCCACUCUUAUGUGUUCCUCAAAGAUAACAAUCGAACCAUUGUAUUUAUAACCACAAAAGAUAUUCUGGGUGAAUUCAAGUGCAUCUCUGUAGAAAAUGGCUUUGAGCAGUUUCAAGCACGCUACAUAGUUAAAGAGAAAGACACAAUACCAUUUCCAGCUGGCCAUACUUCCAACAGGGCUCAAACAGUUACACAAUAUGGAGAAACCAGCCAGCCAGAAACCACUGUGACCGGAGAGUCAGGCACAUCUCAGAUGUAUAAUAUGCCUGAACAAGACAUCACUGUGAACUUGUCGAAAAAGGAUGAGGCUUUUUUUAAAAGUGAAAAAGGAGAUGCAGAGACCAAGCAGACAAUGAAGCAGACCAUCAUCCAAAAGAGCUAUUAUAGUGAAUUUGUGACAGUGAUGGUUUUAUUGACGAUAGCAGUCAUUUUCAUAGUUCUUGGAGUUGUUUCCCUUUGGUACCAAAGGAAUCGGGAGAAAGCAAGGGUACAAGGCUGUGAUGCCACUGGGAAAGUGGUCCCUGGAGAGUGCUGUCCCCAGGAGCAGGUGCCUUUUACUGAAGAGAAGGGUCAGAUUAGCGUCCAAGUGGAUCAGAAAGGAGCAGAGGUAGAAGAUAUGAAGCACAAAUGUCUCAGCACUUCAAAUGGCAAGCAAAAUACAGAGGAGUAAAAAUGUUAAGAGCUUUUUUUCAACAAAUGUGUUUCAUUUAACCUCAGGAAGUACUCUUCAGCUCAUACUGCCAUGUUUCUGUGUUAUAACCACUGAAAAUAGGAAUGAAGUACAGGCCUACAAAAAUGUCAUAGGUAUAAGAUCACACUGUCUUGUUAUCCCAAUGAUAUUCUUAUAAGCCUGCAGCUUUGCAGAUUUGGAAUCAAGAAAUUAUGUUUCAUCUCCAAGGGAAGUCAUUUUAACAUGAAGUUUAAUAAUCUUUGAAUUUUGCUGUGCUUGGCCAAUGACAUUUAACACUUUCUGUGCUACAUUAAAAGAACUGUAAUACAUGUAAUAUUUAUAAUAUUGUAUAUGUGUACAAAUGCACCUGGCACAUUUUCUACUUGACUUGCAUGCCAGUGACUUUUAAAUUUAGUACAGCUGUUUAUUUUUUUUAACUGAUUAUCUUUGUCACUGUAAAAAAAACAAAGAAAUUCUUAUUUAUUUCAGACUGUAUAAAUAUGGUAUUGCUAGUAAUAUGUGAUAAGGCAUCUUUUCAAAUAUUUUAAUUAAAUGUUAAAAUCUGAGUUGUUCUGGUUGUUGAAAGUGUAGUAUAAUUUAACUGCAGACGUUAGUUUUUCUUUAGAAAUGUGAAGGUAUUGUGUGAUGUGAAACUUGGGUAAACUUGGUUUCUAACCACUGCACUCUUCAGACCUAUCUGACCGCUUCUUCCCUUUGGUUUGCUUAUCAUUUCAAUAUAGCAAAUAGAGUAUUUAUAGCCUGCAUUUAUUUGUCAUUUGGGCAGAACAUUUGUUUGUUUGUUCCUUAGGGGUUCAAAUUAGAGUAGUGCUGCCAGUAAACAAAAUUGACAAAUGAGACAACGUUCCUUUAUGUCGCAUUAGCACAAUCUAGACAAGAACAGGCCAUUCAGCCCAACAAAGCUCACCAGACCUGUCCACCUAAUUAUUCCAAAAUAACAUCAACCUGAGUUCUGAAAGCCUCAAAAGUCAUAAUAUCUAUUAUACUACUUGUUAGUUUAUUCCAUGUGCCUGUGGUUCUUUAUGUAAAGAAAAACUUCAUGAUGUUUGUGCGAAAUCUAACCUUAACAAGUCUCCAGUUGUGCCCAUGUUCUUGAUGAACUCAAUUUAAAAUAACAGCUUCCAUCCAUUGUACUAAUUCCCUUCGUAAUUUUAAACACGUCAAUCAUGCCACAUCUCGUUUUGCUUAAACUGAAACGCCCCAGCUCUUUAAAUCUUUCUUUAUAAUUCAUCCCCUGUAGCCCUGAAUUAGCCUAGUCGCUCUUCUUUGGACCUUUUCUAGCGCGACUAUGUCCUUUUUUAGUCUGACGACCAAAACUGCACACAGUACUCCAGAUGAGGCAUCACCCGUGCAUUAUAAAGGUUUCAGCAGAACCUCCUUGGACUUGUACUCUGCACAUCGUGCUAUAUAACCUAACAUUCUUAAUGGCUUCUAAACACUGUCAGGUUUUUAUUUUAAAUAUACCUGUAGUGUAACAAAUUAGCCAAAUAGAAAAAAUUAUACAAAUAAGUAUUAUUUAAAUAUUACUUCUACUGUCUUGUGUGACAACUAGUUUCUAAUACACUAGAUAAACCUAUAAUUGAUGUUCAUUCUUUUAAAGCAGGUAAAGUUUUAAAUGAAAAUUUCAAUGUUAUAAAACAAACCAAAACUCCUAAAGAAACUAACCUGAAAUCAAACCCUUUUCCCCCAACACUGAGUAUUUCUGUGAUCUUUCCCUCCUAAGCAGUCAAUAUUUCGGUGUUGUUGUUAAACACAUUCAUCUUUGAGGAUUGAUGCAAGUAACUAGAUAUGAAAGAAUAGCCUUUAUGGCAUUUUUAGAUUUUUAUUAAAACUUUAAGUAACAUGGCAUAUUACAUAAGUAUAUACAAACACUUCUUAAUAUUAGAGGAAUAGCUUUUUGCUGUUUAUUUAUUUGACGUAUUAUUCAUAUUUUUUCACCUACUUGAUAAGAUGUAAAUAAAAACUCAGUCUCCUGUUAAAAAUAUGUAGGUGUGCAUAUUUGUUUUAGAAAUUAAUCUCAUGCUGUAAAGCCGGAGUGUAGAAGUAAGUUCAGGCCAGAAAUAACUUCUCAUUAGGAAUUUAGUAGAAAUGAAAACAAAAGAAAAUUGUCAUUUACAAUUAAAAUAAAUGUGUAUCCCAUAUUGAUUAUCAGUUCUCCAUC
This is a messenger RNA of Polypterus senegalus (gray bichir), 5266 nucleotides long. RefSeq names its product semaphorin-4A-like. The coding region runs from base 658 to 3087 and encodes 809 amino acids. Lineage: Eukaryota; Metazoa; Chordata; Cladistia; Polypteriformes; Polypteridae. Gene Ontology annotation, biological process: axon guidance; positive regulation of cell migration; negative chemotaxis. The transcript has 15 exons. The record is from RefSeq and is a predicted model, not a curated record. Gene Ontology annotation, molecular function: chemorepellent activity; semaphorin receptor binding.